Messenger RNA from Lagenorhynchus albirostris (white-beaked dolphin), 8927 nucleotides. RefSeq names its product tankyrase 2 (gene TNKS2). The transcript is spliced from 27 exons. Gene Ontology annotation, molecular function: NAD+ poly-ADP-ribosyltransferase activity; protein binding. NCBI's taxonomy places the organism in Eukaryota, Metazoa, Chordata, Mammalia, Artiodactyla, Delphinidae. The coding region runs from base 16 to 3516 and encodes 1166 amino acids. The record is from RefSeq and is a predicted model, not a curated record.
GCGGCGGCCAGGAUCAUGUCGGGCCGCCGCUGCGCUGGCGGGGGCGCGGCCUGCGCGGGCGCGGCGGCCGAGGCCGUGGAACCGGCCGCCCGGGAGCUGUUCGAGGCGUGCCGCAACGGGGACGUGGAGCGAGUCAAGAGGCUGGUGACGCCAGAGAAGGUGAACAGCCGCGACACGGCGGGGAGGAAGUCCACCCCGCUCCACUUCGCCGCAGGUUUUGGACGGAAAGAUGUAGUUGAAUAUUUGCUUCAGAAUGGUGCAAAUGUCCAAGCACGUGAUGAUGGGGGGCUUAUUCCUCUUCAUAACGCAUGCUCUUUUGGUCAUGCUGAAGUAGUCAAUCUCCUCUUGCGACAUGGUGCAGACCCAAAUGCUCGUGAUAAUUGGAAUUAUACUCCUCUCCAUGAAGCUGCAAUUAAAGGAAAGAUUGAUGUUUGCAUUGUGCUCUUACAGCAUGGAGCUGAGCCAACCAUUCGAAAUACAGAUGGAAGGACAGCAUUGGAUUUAGCAGACCCGUCUGCCAAAGCAGUGCUGACUGGUGAAUAUAAGAAAGAUGAACUCUUGGAGAGUGCCAGGAGUGGCAAUGAGGAAAAAAUGAUGGCUCUGCUUACACCAUUAAAUGUCAACUGCCAUGCAAGUGAUGGCAGAAAGUCAACUCCAUUGCAUUUGGCAGCGGGUUACAACAGAGUAAAGAUUGUACAGCUGUUGUUGCAACAUGGAGCUGAUGUCCAUGCUAAAGAUAAAGGUGACCUGGUGCCCCUGCACAAUGCCUGUUCCUAUGGUCAUUAUGAAGUAACUGAACUUCUGGUCAAGCAUGGUGCCUGCGUAAAUGCAAUGGACUUGUGGCAGUUCACUCCUCUUCAUGAGGCAGCUUCCAAGAACAGAGUUGAAGUGUGUUCUCUUCUCCUAAGUUACGGCGCAGAUCCAACACUGCUGAAUUGUCACAAUAAAAGUGCUAUAGACUUGGCUCCAACACCACAGUUAAAAGAAAGAUUAGCAUAUGAAUUUAAAGGUCACUCGUUGCUUCAAGCUGCACGGGAAGCUGAUGUUACACGAAUCAAAAAACAUCUCUCUCUGGAAAUGGUGAAUUUUAAGCAUCCUCAAACACAUGAAACAGCAUUGCAUUGUGCUGCCGCAUCUCCAUAUCCCAAAAGAAAGCAAAUAUGUGAACUGUUGCUAAGAAAAGGAGCAAACAUCAAUGAAAAGACUAAAGAAUUCUUGACUCCUCUACACGUUGCAUCUGAGAAAGCUCAUAACGAUGUUGUCGAAGUAGUGGUGAAACAUGAAGCAAAGGUUAAUGCUCUGGAUAAUCUCGGUCAGACUUCUCUGCACAGAGCUGCGCAUUGUGGUCAUCUACAAACCUGUCGCCUGCUCCUCAGCUAUGGGUGUGAUCCUAACAUUAUAUCCCUUCAGGGCUUUACUGCCUUACAGAUGGGAAAUGAAAACGUGCAGCAACUUCUUCAAGAGGGUAUCCCAUUAGGUAAUUCAGAGGCAGACAGACAAUUGCUGGAGGCUGCAAAGGCUGGAGAUGUAGAAACUGUAAAAAAAUUGUGUACUGUUCAGAGUGUCAACUGCAGAGACAUUGAAGGGCGUCAGUCUACGCCACUCCAUUUUGCAGCUGGCUAUAAUCGGGUGUCUGUGGUGGAAUAUCUGCUGCAACACGGAGCUGAUGUGCACGCUAAAGAUAAAGGAGGCCUUGUACCUUUGCACAAUGCAUGUUCUUAUGGACAUUAUGAAGUUGCAGAACUUCUUGUUAAGCAUGGAGCAGUAGUUAAUGUAGCAGACUUAUGGAAAUUUACACCUUUACAUGAAGCUGCAGCAAAAGGAAAAUAUGAAAUUUGCAAACUUCUGCUCCAGCAUGGUGCAGACCCUACAAAGAAAAAUAGAGAUGGAAAUACUCCCUUGGAUCUUGUUAAAGAUGGAGAUACAGAUAUUCAAGAUCUACUUAGGGGAGAUGCAGCUUUGUUGGAUGCUGCCAAGAAGGGUUGUUUAGCCAGAGUAAAGAAGUUGUCUUCACCAGAUAAUGUGAAUUGCCGUGAUACCCAAGGCCGACAUUCGACCCCUUUACAUUUAGCAGCUGGUUAUAAUAACUUAGAAGUUGCAGAGUAUCUGCUACAACAUGGAGCUGAUGUGAAUGCUCAAGACAAAGGAGGACUUAUUCCUUUACACAAUGCAGCAUCUUAUGGGCAUGUAGAUGUAGCAGCUUUACUAAUAAAGUAUAAUGCGUGUGUCAAUGCUACGGACAAAUGGGCUUUCACACCUUUGCACGAAGCAGCCCAAAAGGGACGAACACAGCUUUGUGCUUUAUUGUUGGCCCAUGGAGCUGAUCCAACUCUUAAAAAUCAGGAAGGACAAACACCUUUAGAUUUAGUUUCAGCAGAUGAUGUCAGUGCUCUCCUGACAGCAGCCAUGCCCCCUUCUGCUCUGCCUUCAUGUUAUAAAUCUCAAGUGCUCAAUGGCGUGAGAAGCCCAGGAGCCACUGCAGAUGCUCUGUCUUCAGGUCCAUCCAGCCCAUCAAGCCUUUCUGCAGCCAGCAGUCUUGACAACUUAUCCGGCAGUUUUUCUGAACUGUCUUCAGUAGUUAGUUCAAGUGGAACAGAGGGUGCUUCCAGUUUGGAGAAAAAGGAAGUUCCAGGAGUAGAUUUUAGCAUAACUCAGUUUGUAAGGAAUCUUGGACUUGAACACCUAAUGGAUAUAUUUGAGAGAGAACAGAUCACUUUGGAUGUAUUAGUUGAGAUGGGGCACAAGGAGCUGAAGGAGAUUGGAAUCAAUGCUUAUGGACAUAGACACAAACUAAUUAAAGGAGUUGAGAGACUUAUCUCUGGGCAACAAGGUCUUAACCCAUACUUAACUCUGAACACCUCUGGAAGUGGAACAAUUCUCAUAGAUCUGUCUCCUGAUGAUAAAGAGUUUCAGUCUGUGGAGGAAGAGAUGCAGAGUACAGUCCGAGAGCACAGAGAUGGAGGUCAUGCAGGUGGAAUCUUCAACAGAUACAAUAUUCUCAAGAUUCAGAAAGUUUGUAACAAGAAACUAUGGGAAAGAUACACUCACAGGAGGAAAGAAGUUUCUGAAGAAAACCACAACCAUGCAAAUGAAAGAAUGCUGUUUCAUGGGUCUCCCUUUGUGAAUGCAAUUAUUCAUAAAGGCUUUGACGAAAGGCAUGCCUACAUAGGUGGCAUGUUUGGAGCUGGGAUCUAUUUUGCUGAAAACUCUUCCAAAAGCAAUCAGUAUGUGUAUGGAAUCGGAGGAGGUACUGGGUGUCCAGUACACAAAGACAGAUCUUGUUACAUUUGCCACAGGCAGCUGCUCUUUUGCCGGGUAACCUUGGGAAAGUCUUUCCUGCAGUUCAGUGCAAUGAAAAUGGCACAUUCUCCUCCAGGACAUCACUCAGUCACUGGUCGACCCAGUGUAAAUGGACUAGCAUUAGCUGAAUAUGUAAUUUACAGAGGAGAACAGGCUUAUCCUGAAUAUUUAAUUACUUACCAGAUUGUAAGGCCUGAAGGUAUGGUUGAUGGAUAAAUAGUUGUUUUAGGAAACUAGCAACACUGAACCUAAAAUCAUCUAAGCAGCUGGUGGCCUCGUAAGUUUUACUCCUUUGCUGAGAAAAAUCAUCUUGUCCACAAGCCUGUGGCAAAAGGUUAAAAAUGUGAAAGGAUUUUAACAUUCUGACUUGAUAAAGCUUUAAUAAUGUACAGUGUUUUCUAAAUAUUUCCUGUUUUUCAGCACUUUAACAGAUGCCAUUCCAGGUUAAACUGGGUUUGUCUGUACUAAAUUAUAAACAGAGUUAACUUGAAUCUUUUAUACGUUAUACAUUGAUUCUAACAGAAACUGUAAUUCCCCUCAACAGAACUCAUUUUACUAAUAUAGUACUGUGUUCUUUAAAACACAGCAUUUACACUGAAUACAGUUUCAUUUGUAAAACUGUAAAUAAGAGCUUUUGUACUAGCCCCAUAUUUAUUUACAUUGCUUUGUAAUAUAAAUCUACUGUUUUAGAACUGCAGCGGUUUACAGAUUUUUUUCAUAUGUACUGCUCAUCUGUACUUCAUCUUGCAUCAUCAUGAUUGAAUGAUCUUUUACCUUUGAUUCCAGAGGCUAUGUUGAGUCGUUAGCAGAGACCUUGUCACUUGGGAAGGAUUGAUUCAUCAGAUUUAAUUCGCUGAUGGAAGCAUUUAUGUCUCAUUAGAAGUCUUUCCCAUUUAAGAGCUUGUUUCAUAAAUACUCUGGGAGUUUAAUUUGUGAUAACUUUGUAUGUAUAACACACAUUCCAAAGAGCUCUAACUAUGAUGGUCCUGAUUAUUAAAGACACUUCUUUACUAGCCUCAAACUCUGGGUUUCACAUUGGAAAAUUUUCUCAUGUCAUUUUGUGAAAAUUAGAGCAAGAGCUUCUAUUUUUUAGAGAGGCUAAAUCCUGCCACUGAACAAUUAUAGUGUUCUUUUCAUGGAAUGUAAAUAGGAAGUUGAAUUUUCAGAUGUGGGAAGGGUAAUCCUGAAAUUUUUCCAGCCUGUUCUAAUUAGCUUAAAUCUAAAGGGAAAAAAAUAGCAGAUGGGAGUGGGUAGUUUUUUCUCUGAAGUUAUUUUUCUCCUGUUCUUUUUCUUUGGCCUUACUGUUUUACUUAUAGCCAGUCUGUACACCAUAGGUAAGCUCAACCCAAAACCAUGAAAUGUAGGUGUCCCAGUUCUCUCCUGGCCUCCUGAAUAGGCAGGUGCAGUGAAAUGGGUGCUUCCGCUCCUGGGUUGCCUCAUCAUGACGUGGUACACCCACUUGGAAAUAACGCUUUGUUUAUGCACCACCUGGUGACCAGGCUCGUUGGGCAGCUGUGGAGGGGAAUGCUAUCCCAUAAAAUGCCAUUCCUAUUUUUUAACAUAAAACUAUCUUUUCCAUGAAAUAUGCUAAAGCAUCUUGGUACAGAGACAUGAGUUACAGCUUGGCAGUCUGUUUGUUGACUGUAGUUCUCUCAGAAGUCAAGGCAAGAUUGUUACCUAUUAAAUCUUUGUUAAUGAGGCUGUUCCCCUUCACUCUCUGUACCAGUUCACAUUUGUUUUACAUUUUAUUCGGUCUCUAAAUUAACUGGGCUUUUGCAGUAACUUGUACAUAAAGUGCUAGAAAAUCAUGUUUCUUGUCUUGAGUAAGAGUUAAUCACAGUAAAUGUAUUGCAUAUCUGGAGUUGUGUUUCUAUGAUGUAAAUUGUGAUCAUUUAAGAGGUCAAUUCCUGACCAUGAAGUGCUUUAUACAGCUCUCUAAUAAUGGCAGAUAUCCUAACGUCAUUCUUGGAACACAAAUGGAGUAUGCCAAAUUUUAUGUAAUUUUUCAGGUUCUGGAAGCUAGGUUUUAUAAUUAGAAGAUAAUGAGAUGAGUUAAUGGAGUUUAUAUUUACAUACCUUAUCUCUCAACAUUUAGCCCAUAUUGCUCACCCUAUGAGUGACUCUGGAAUUGCUUAUCAUGUAAAAUCAUCAUGGUCUAUGAGUUUACGAUAUUGCAGCCUGUGUUGUUUCAUCUAAUCCAUUGCUUAAUUAGUGUGUUGCUUUUCUAUGAAUGAUUAUAUUGUGGUUAAUAUGUUAGCAUGGCAAUAUUUCAGAUAGCUUUUUGUUAGGAGCUUGGGGGGUGGUUGGGGGUGACUGGGGAUUUCUUUGAAGUUUUUGCAUGGAAUACCUUACUUUAUUGAUGAUGGAAUUGCUUUUUCUUUUGUCUUGUGAUUUUUUUUUAAGAGAUUUAAAUUUUUGUGUGAGUAGUACUAUUAUAUCCAUCUUGAGUGUCUUACUUGUAUCACAUUCCAUACCCUCAUUUAAUUCUUAAUAAACUGUUCACUUGUUUUUCUGGGUAGCAUGGUAAUUACUGGAAUAGCAUAAAUGUGUUGUUGAAUGGUCUUUGAGAAAAUGGAUUAAGAUUACAAUAAACCACAAUUUCAGGAAAAUAAUGUAGUUCUGAGUCUAAUAGUGAUAAAGACUGCAGUUUAAAAUCUGAAAUACUGAAUGUCGUGACCAUACCUGCUCAGAUGCUUUAAGAUGAAAGUAGCUGUCAGACACUUUUAGACAUUUAGUCUGUCCUACACAAGUUUUGGCAAACCUUAAAGCUGUUUCCUGGGAAAUCUAUCUCUUUUUUUUUGGCCACACCACACAGUUUGCAGGGUUUUAGUUCCCCGACCAGGGAUCAAACCCGGGCCCUCGGCAAUGAGAGCUUGGAGUCCUGACCGCUGGACCGCCAGGGAAUUCCCCUGGGAAAUCUAUCUUAACUUAUAAAGAGGAAUAAGAAUAUAUUUUUAUAUUCCGUGUCAUAGAAAAUUUCUUUAUAACUUUACAAAUCUUAAAGUUAGUAGUAUUUAGUAUUCUUAAAAGAAAGUAUAGUAAGAUAAAUGUAUUUUAGGUUUCAAUAUGCUAAGUGUCUGUGUGUGUGAUCAGGUCCCUGCUUACCAUAAUAGGAGAAUGAUGGUGCAAAUAAUCCAUAAGUCAUUUGGCUUUGAAAUAUUUUUCAGCAGCUUUAUCUUACUGCUUGAUUUGGUAUAAUAUUAAAGUGUUCGCUUGCUAGUUCCUAAGCAUGCAUGCCAUUGUAUGAUGUGAUCCAGUUGUUUGCAGGGUGAUGAGGAGAGAAAACUUGCAAAUAAAUUUCCCUAAGCUUUUGUGAUUAGUAUUCCUGACUGGCCCUUUACCUACUGUCCUGUCCUAUCAGAGGACUAGAGUAACAGAGGAAGCAAGUGGUCAUAUACAUUCUUCACCAGGAGAACUGCCAGAUUUGUGUAGAGUUAGACUGUAAUGUGGCCUUUUCGCUAUCUGCUGAAUCUCUAUCCGCCUCCUCCUUUUCAUGCUUACUAGCUGAGGAAGACUGACAUAAAAUACUUAAUGAUACCUUCUUAGAAGGUUCUUGCUCUCCAUAUACAAGCCACCAUUGUCAGAAGUGUCUUCUCCACUUUGUUAUUCACCCACAGUAGUCAUCAUCAUCACAAAAAUCUGCACAAAGCCCCUCAGAUGGUCUGCCAAUACACUGUGGAGCGGUGCUACGCAAAAGUGGCCUGCAGGUGGGGCUGGUCUGCAACCUAUUUGUUACCAGCCCGUGGAGAGAUGAAAACAAAAAUUGAGAGGAAACUUUUAUAGCAGUUUGACAUUGAUGCAAUGUUUUAAAUUUCUUUUUUCUUCUUUUUUUAAGGCCGUGCCGUGCAGCAUGUGGGAUCUUAGUUCCCCAACCAGGGAUCAAACCCAUGCCCCCUGCAUUGGGAGCAUGGAGUUUUAACCACCGGCCUGGCAGGGAAGUCCUCUUAAAUUUCUUUAACUAAAAUAUUGGUCUGCAACAAAUUGGAAAUUAAGAGGAAAACAGAAACAGUAGUCCCUCACAGAUAAUUUGAAAGGUAGAAGAAAGAUAUGUUUUUUUUACCACUAGACCCAUCACUUAGCACAGGCUGACACAUAGUAAUUCCUCAGUAAAUUUUUGUUGAGUGAAUAGUGAUUAAGUGAUUGGGCUCUAGAUGGAUCUGGAUUUGAAUUUUACCUUAUCCCACACCAGUUUUACAGCCUUGAACAUAUUACAUAACCUUUAUAAGCCUUACAAUACUUAUCUCAUAGGUUUGUUGAGGGAACUAAAUGAUCUUCUGUAUGUGCCACUAAGUGCUGUACUUGGCAAAAACUGGUUAUUGUAAUUAUAUUAUUAUUUCCCUGAAUCCCCAGGACCAGUGGUUGAGUUUUCUCACUUGUCAUGGAGAUAUAGAACAUAGAAUUUUAAAACAGCAAAAUUUAUUUGCCACUGGACUGCUCCCUUUGUUCCAAUGAAACCUUAAGAAGCUCAAAUAUGAGGUAUGUAUGUCCCUAGGAGGCUGAGGAUCUCAGUUUGAAAAAGACUAACAAAAGCACAUAGACAUUAUGGCAACCUGGUUGGGGAAGGAAGACAUACCCAUAACCCAAGCCUGCAUCAUAUUCCUACAGUACAGAAGAAACAAACUCCACUCAAAUGAACUCAUGAUCAAAAGUCCAAAACAAUCCACUGUGAGCAUAAGUCAGUAGACACAACCUUAGAGCUUUAGCACCCUCACAAACUUAAUGUAGGAUGAUAACUAUGGAAUAAGAAUAUUUAAAAUGAUUGGCUGGGGGAGGAAAGCAUAAAAACCAUUAGAAAAGAUGACACUGGAAAAGGCAAAGUAGAUUUGAAAAGCUAACUCUUUUGGGGAACUAAAAAAAUGUAUAGUUAAUGAAAUUAAGAGCCCCGUGGACAGAUUAAACCACAGAUUGGGCAUAUAUGAGGAGAGAAUUGGUGAACUAGAAGAUAAAUCAGGAAAAUACCCUGGUUAUAGCAGAGGAAGGGAUGGGAAAUAGGAAAAGGCUAAGAAACAUGGAGAAUAGAAUGAGAAGAUCCAACAUAAAGAAUAGGGGAAGGAAGAUAUUUGGAGAUUUUUCCAGAAUUUUAAAGGAGGUAUGGAUCCUCAAGUUAAGAAAGUGUAACAAAUAUCUAGGAGAGUGAAUAAAAACAAGUCUGUUUCUAGACAUAUAGUACAACUACAAAAGAAAAGAGAAAAAUCUAAAAGGGACUAAGAAGAAAAGUUACCUGCAAAGGAAUAACUACGCUGGUAGCAGGCUUUUCAAUGGCAGCAAUAUAGGCCAGAAGACAAUAAAAUAAGUUGUAAGUGUUGAAAAGAAUUGAUGUUAAAAAAAAAAAGAAAAAAGGAUGUUAGCCUUGAAAUCUAUACAGAGACAAAUUAGCAUUCAAAUGAGAGGGUGAAAAACACAUUUUCAGAUUUUCCUGAAAGAACUCAUAGGAUUUAUUCCAGAAAGAAGGCAGUUGAAUCCAAAAGGAAGGAGUGGACUGCAAGAAGCGUGGUGAACAAAGGAAUUGGUAAACGUGUUGGUAAACAGACUGAAAUUAUACUCGUGUAAAAAAAAGAGUAAGUACUAACUCAUAAGGAAUCAUCUUCAAGAUACAAUAAAUGAAAAAAGAGGUUGAUGACUAUGUA